Molecule: messenger RNA, 2962 nt
Organism: Mobula hypostoma (lesser devil ray)
Lineage: Eukaryota; Metazoa; Chordata; Chondrichthyes; Myliobatiformes; Myliobatidae
Product: serine/threonine-protein kinase MRCK beta
Exons: 17
Coding region: 60-1949 (629 amino acids)
Biological process (GO): actomyosin structure organization; peptidyl-threonine phosphorylation
Cellular component (GO): cytoplasm; cytoskeleton
Molecular function (GO): ATP binding; protein serine/threonine kinase activity
Source: RefSeq, a predicted model, not a curated record
UGUUAUAUUCAACUGAAGGUGGUACGUCCUGCAGCCACUGCUGGUUGGGGAAGAAGAGAAUGUUGGCAGAAGUCAGGCUGAAGGAACUGGAGAUGCUGAUUGUUACAGGAAGGUUACUCAACGUUGAGGGUCUCCUGGAUGUCUUGGUCUGUGUGUUUGAGGAGCUGAGUGAGUCGGCGCUAAGGGACCAGAGGCAUAUCUCGGACUUCCUUGCUUGGGCUGGCCCGAUCGUGAAGAAGGUGAAGGAUAUGCAGCUGCAAAAGAGCGACUUCGACAUCCUGAAAGUCAUCGGCAGAGGAGCCUUCAGCGAGAUUGCAGUGGUGAGGCUGAAGUUCACCGAUUGCGUGUACGCAAUGAAGAGGAUGAACAAGUGGGACAUGUUAAGCAAAGAGGCGACUGCCCGAUUCCGUGAGGAACGCGAGAUUCUGGUCAACGGGGACAGUCGAUGGAUUACCAAGCUCCACUUUGCCUUCCAGGAUGAGGAUCACCUGUAUUUCAUCAUGGAUUAUUAUGCGGGAGGAGAUUUCCUGACACUACUGAGCCGGUUUGGUGAUCGAUUCCCGGAAGACAUGGCACGGUUUUAUCUCGCAGAACUUGCGCUAGCCAUCAGCUCUGUACAUGACCUUGGCUACAUACACAGAGAUGUGAAGCCUGAUAAUGUUCUGCUGGAUGUGAAUGGCCACAUCAGGCUGGCCGAUUUUGGCUCCUGCCUGCGAAUGAACAAGGAUGGCUAUGUGCAAUCGGCGGUGGCAGUCGGAACCCCGGACUAUAUCUCCCCGGAGGUGUUGCAGGCUCUGGAAGAUUCCUCGGCAAUGUACGGUGCCCACAGCGACUGGUGGUCCUUCGGAGUCUGUGCUUACGAGAUGCUUUUCGGUCAGACCCCCUUCUACGAUGAUACUCUGGCGGGUACUUACAGGAAAAUCCUCAAUCACAGGGAGACCUUUCACUUCCCGGAUUCAGAGUGGGACGUGACUGACCAGGCGAGGAGCUUCAUCGAGAGAUUGGUUUGCAGCAGGGAGGAGAGGCUGGGGCAAAAUGGAGUGGAGGACUUUAAGCAACACCCCUUCUUCUGUGGCAUUGUGUGGGAUCUCUUGGGUCAGUGUGAGCCUCCCUUCUUCCCUGACGUCACCAGUCCCACCGACACCUCAAACUUCGAUGUGGAGGAGGGAGCCUUCAGCGUUGCAGAGACUGGGCGUCCCGUUUCCCACAGCGUUCUUCCUGGGAUCCACCUUCCGUUUGUGGGAUUCACCUUCUCCAGCAUCAGGCAGAAGGACACAGCGGAGAUUGUGAAGGGGCUGGAAGGGCCGGAAGUGAAACUGGUCACAGGUGGGAAUGGGGAGCCGGACUCAAACGCAGAGAGCCAGACUCCAAACCUGGAUCAAGCUGGGUUACAGAGGUGGCAGUCAGCACCAGAGGUGGGUGUUCUGCGGGUUGUCAACAUUGAAGAGGAGCUUCUGAAAGCAAAGCUUCUUAACAUGGACACUGAAAGUCUCCUCAUGAAAGCCAGCACCAGAAAUAGAAUAUUAGAAGACGAAGUAAAGCAGCUGAAGAUGGAGAUAGAAGAAAUGAGGGUUAAACUGAACCAGGAUCAGAUGCACUUUGACCUUCAAGGUUUCCCGUUCUGGCCUGAAUUGGACAGUCCUUGGGACAGAGGCAGCAUGGUGGCCCCAUCGCUCUCAGACUCUCCUCUUGUGGUCCCUGUCCUUCGGUACCUGGUGUUAUUUGCUGGGGUCCCAAAAGCAGUGGGAGUGACAAAGGGUCUGGCGCUCUUAAGCAUGACUGCGUCCAGACAGAUGUGUCCUGCGCAUGCCCAGGAGGAGGAGCUUCGCCCAAAUAUCCGUUUUAAUAUGGACGGAGGUAUUUUCAAAAACGCCUGGUGUGGACACCUAUCGUUUUUACACGAAACUGGCAUUUUCAAAAUGAUCCAGUCUAGUGUCGACGUACCCUAAGUGACCUUGACUGCUGAAUGAUUGUUGGUGCCAGAUGGGGUGGUUUGAGUAUCUCAGAAACUGCUGUUCUCCUGGGAUUUUCAUGCACAACCAUCUUGAGUGUUUACAGAGAAUGGUGUGAGAAACAAAAAACAUCCAGUGAGUGGCAGUUCUGUGGGCGAAAGUGCCUUAUCAAUGGGAGAUGUCAGAGGAGAAUAGCCAGACUGAUUCAAGCAGAGAGGAAAAUGACAGUAUCACCGAUAACCAAAUGUGAUAGCAGUAGAUCAUCUCUAAAUGCACAACGUUGAACCUGCAAGUGGGUGGGCUACAUCAGCAGAACACCAGAUUGAGUUCCACUCCUGUAUCUAACAAGACGGCCAAUAUGUGUAACUAAUAGACUUGUAUGACCCUUCCCCCUAACCAACCACCAAACCAACAUUGAACCAUGCAACCCAUACCAGGACCCUCAAUGAUCCAUCACUUAGAGCCUUCACCAUCCGGGGUAUAUCCUCUUCUCUUUACUGAAACUGUUCGUAAAACUUUGAGUGUGGAACUGUACCUCCUCCCUGUUGGUAGUAAUGCUAAAGGUCCUUAACAAUGAUGCUGCCUUCUCGAGGCACCUCCUUUUGAAGAUGAACUCAAUAGUGGGUAAGAUUGUGACCGUGAAGAGAAUGGCUAAGUCUAAAAUCUUCUUCAGCCUGGUGUGAUCAGUGCUUCGGAGUCUCCACACCAGGCAAUGAUACCACCAGUCAGAGAGCUCUGUACAGCCUUUGCAAUGAAGGUUCAGCAGAACUGAUUCUCCAAUCUUACUACAGGGAGGGUAGGAAAACUGAAGAAAACGGGUUCUUGUACUUUCUUUCUGCAACUACCUAAUAUAGAUCUGAUUUCCUCCCUCAGCCCAAAAAUGUGUGGGUUGAUGGGUUAAUUUGCCACCACAAAUUGCCCCUAGUGUAUGGCCGAGAGGUACCAUGGGAGAGUCGAGAGAACUAUGCGGGAUUAGUUUAGGACUGCUGUGAAUGGGUGCUUGAUUAUUG